This is a messenger RNA of Parnassius apollo (apollo), 3342 nucleotides long. Lineage: Eukaryota; Metazoa; Arthropoda; Insecta; Lepidoptera; Papilionidae. The record is from the annotation of a GenBank genome assembly.
AUGAAGCAGGAAGUGGAUAUUGCUCACAAUAAAGUUUGUAGUGCUUGCCUUAGCUCGGAUCGUGAUUUAGUGUUUAUAAUACGUCAAUCAAAUAUUUAUCAAAUAUUUCGACUACUUAUGUAUGAUAUCGCGGUUGACAAGUUUGUAGAAUCGGAAGAAACAUUACAAGUGUGUUGGGAAUGCCUUGCUCUAUUACGGAGGUUUGAUAAAUUCAAGAAGCAAGUUCACACCGCCCAGGAAACUAUCCUUACCUUAAAAGAGAACCAUGAGAAUACAGACCAUACUUGUAGUGUUUUGCAAUCUCUGUCAACGUUGGAACCUGCAGUUAAGAAUGACUACGACUUUUGUUACGACAAUACGAAUAAAACUCAUACGGAAUGGACACCAAAGAUUGUUGCCGUGAGCUUUAGAGACAACAUUAAGUAUGAGCCGAACGAUUAUGAGCAGAUGUUGGGAAGUAUGCAGAUGCCUGAGAAUUCCAACACAAUAGUAACACCUCAAACUUCGAUGAAUCAGGAACCUUUAAAAAUUGAGGAGGAGCAUAAUGGAGAUGAAACAGUGUUACCAAAUGUCACAAUGAGAGGUGUACGUACACGAGGUGGUGGAGUAGGACGCAGGGGAAGAGGAGUUCGCACCCGUGGUGGCACGCGGCAACGGCCGCAAGUCUCAGACGACAUUCACCUAGGUUUGAUUGAGGAGCUGACAGCUGGCAGUCCUCUCGAGGUGGCUCUGCACCCGCCAAAGCGGCGAAGAUAUCUGCCACAUACUGCUGGAGCUAGAACGUCAGGUAUAUGGCAACCAACUGCUUCAGACAUGGGAGGUGACGACGCGAGAGGAGACGUCGCGGGACGCAAUGACACGGGAGGCGAUGACGCUGAUAUUCAGCGGGGAUUUCACAGAAGCACUUCUCUGUGCGUAGAUAAUCUACCUUCAUCGAGCGUUUAUGUUGAAUGUUCGUCACCGUUUACGCCAGAUACGCGGGUGUUGCAUGGUCACCAUCGUCGGCUUCUCGAUAGUGAAAUCGGUGACAUCCUCAAUUACGGGAGCGAAGACGAAGAAGAUUCAGAGGAGCGCGAAGGUGACAACAGUGAGCUCACGCUUCCCCGCGCAUUGCGGAUGUUCUUUGAGCCGGAAGAUGACACGCUCGAGGAAGCAAAAGCGGCUGGGCACAUUGAUGUGCUUCAUACCGGACCACUGCCCGAGGACCAAAUAUAUCCGUUUAUAGUAAAAACUCACAAACCUAAGGAUCCCAUGGAACAAAAACUGGACUCGAAUCUAUACGACUCAUUCGAGAGAAACCCAUAUAUAACUGAGUAUAUGAACGACGAGGACAUGUUAGCUCACAGUGAAACAAGACGACCGAGGACUCGCGGUCCGCGACGCGGUAGAGGUGUGCGAGUCCGCGGUGGGAGAAUGUCGGCAGCGGCGGUAGGUUUGCUGGUGGAAGUGGUGGCUGAACCUGAGGUGGUGGUAGCGCGUGGUUGCGGAGGCCGUGGUGGAAGACCUCGAGGGCACCGUAUACCAGACAACGGUCGCCCGGGGCCGAGAACAAUUAACGAGGUCGACCAGAGUGUCUCAGCCUCGGUAGUAGUGCCACGCCCACUAUCUUUGAUUGCCUCGUCAAGCUCGGCGGCACCGUCACCGCUGGCCGACCAGGCUGCCUCAGCCCCGGGUAUAGUGCUACGCCCAGCCCUGACACCGUCUCCCGCUAUAUCGUAUUUGGUGCCUUCAUCAGCUGUAUUUGCUGAACGUGAAGGCUCAGCGGUGAAUACGCCUUCCACCUCAACAGGCUCGGUAGUGCGUCGCCGUCGUCCUCGCCCCCGUCGGAUCUUGGAAGAUGACGAUAUCAUAUUAGCCAUCAAUUGUGGUAGCGAACCAAGCUCCGAGGAGAGCGAGAACGAGGAAAUGGCCGUACCAUUCGUGCCCCGCACAAUCCGCAGUCUUCUAGAGACACCUACGUAUGAAGUGGAAGAGCUGACUGCUGAGCCUAUCACACAAUCUAUCUCGGAGCCCGCCGCUGAGCCUGAAAUAAGCGUGCCCGCUCCAAUGGCGACGGACCAGCCAGAAAAGUUGAAAGAAAAAAUUCACUAUGCCAGCGCAGAAUAUAGGUGCGACCUUUGUAUAUUAAGUUUUAACAGUCAAAAGCAGGUCGACAAACAUCAUGGACUGGUGCAUAAAGCUGAUCUCAAGAAAGAAAUGAACGAAGAAGACUCACCAUCUAACCCCUCGCCAAGUUCUGGAAAGCAAGUCACGAGGAAGCUAUACAAAAAUGAAGUGCUUGCGUAUAAGUGCUUAGAAUGUGAUAUGUUCUUCCACACAAGUAAGACGCUAAAAACCCACGAUGCGAAAUACCACAAUAAACAAAGUCUAGAGUGCGAUCUUUGUAACAAGCUAUUUCUGAAUAGAACCACUCUCAUCAGGCAUCUCAGUGGACAAGCUAAAAGUAAUAACGAAAAAGGACGAAGUAGAGGACGAGGUAGAGGACGUGGUAGAGCACUAGGUCGAGGCCAAGGUACAAGUCGAGGCCCUGGAAAAGCAUGUGAAAGCAAUGAUUAUGCAGUUGCAGCUCCUAGCACAAGCACCUAUGGACAGGAACAUGCAGCUUUAAAAAAAUCAAUGCUUCAUACGAAGAAAAUAUUUAAAAAAAUGAUUCCGUCUGUGAAGGAGGAGCUGAUAGCCAGAAAACGUUCGAAAGAAAUUUCGCGGACCCUGCUUCCAGAUGCACUACGACGUAAAAGGGCGCGAAUGCAAUCACCAACUCAACAGGUGCAAGAAGUAAAAGAUGAUUUCUUAACACCUGUAAGUUCAAUCGGCACUUCUUCUAACUCCGUAUUUGAUAUUCAAGUUGAUUGGACAACAGGCAUAUUGAAAAGUCCGGAAGAGGAAACUGCUUCAGGUUUGCUACUGGUAGAUGUCCCUAACUCAUCCAAACAUCCGACCGCCGAUGUUCCGGUCGCUGUGUCAACCCAUGUAAAGCCACUGGUUAAGCUUAUAAAUGAGGCUGUAAAAGGGAAAGAUUCUAAAGACCUGGAUGAAAACUUAGCCAGGUGGCUGGAAGAGCAGUCCGACGAAGAAGAGUUAGAAGAUUUGGACUUGCGUACAGAUCGUGAGAGCUGUGGCGAAAGUAACCUAGCUCCAGCUCACAUUCUAGACGAGUUCGAAGACCCUUCCACGAAAGAAGUGCCCGAUCUGCCAGAAACUGGUGUGCAUUAUCGAUCUGAAGUAUCAUGUAAAGCGUCACCAGACCAAAUGCCGUUAAAAGUGCCGCGACUGCAAGAAGGUGUUCUCGCAUAUCUCCACAUACAAGGCCCAUCUCAAAUACACCAGUGCGCACCCUUCUGA